AGGGUUGGGGGCGAGAGAGAAAGUAACUCCAGGACGAGACCGGAGCGACCCGCGCAGCGAGCACAGGCGGCGAGGCUGCGCCAGGCGCUCGAGACCGGCGGCUGCGGGGGGCGGGGGCUGUGCCCGAGCCCGAUCCCCCGCUCCGGCUCCGAGCAGUGGUCUCGGAGAAAGGGUCGUUGUCCAGCACAGAUGCGUUGGUCAGAGGGAGCACUGGAGGUUCUGGUCAAGGCGUAAAGCCUGGGGCUUCCAAUGAUACUCCGGGCAGUGAUGGAAGCCUAGAUGCCUCACCGCAAGGAGCGACCGAGCGGGUCCUCGCUUCACGCCCAAGGCAGCGCCGGAACGGAGGAGGGAGGAAGCAUGUCCCGGUUGUCUCUCACCCGGUCACCCGUGUCUCCCCUGGCUGCCCAGGGGAUCCCACUGCCAGCCCAGCUCACCAAGUCCAAUGCACCUGUGCACAUCGACGUGGGCGGCCACAUGUAUACCAGCAGCCUGGCCACGCUCACCAAGUACCCCGACUCCAGAAUAAGCCGCCUCUUCAAUGGCACUGAGCCCAUCGUCCUGGACAGUUUGAAGCAACACUAUUUCAUUGACCGGGAUGGGGAGAUUUUCCGCUAUGUCCUGAGCUUCCUGCGGACGUCAAAACUGCUGCUCCCAGAUGACUUCAAGGACUUCAGCCUGCUGUACGAGGAGGCGCGCUACUACCAGCUGCAGCCCAUGGUGCGGGAGCUGGAGCGCUGGCAGCAGGAGCAAGAGCAGCGGCGCCGCAGCAGGGCCUGUGACUGCCUGGUGGUGCGGGUCACGCCGGACCUGGGUGAGCGGAUUGCGCUCAGCGGCGAGAAGGCCCUCAUCGAGGAGGUCUUCCCAGAGACCGGGGACGUCAUGUGCAACUCCGUCAACGCUGGCUGGAACCAGGACCCCACACACGUCAUCCGCUUCCCGCUUAACGGCUACUGCCGGCUCAACUCGGUGCAGGUCCUGGAGAGGCUGUUCCAGCGGGGUUUCAGCGUGGCUGCGUCCUGCGGGGGUGGCGUGGACUCCUCCCAGUUCAGCGAGUAUGUGCUUUGCCGGGAGGAGCGACGACCACAGCCCACCCCCACCGCUGUCCGGAUAAAGCAGGAGCCGCUGGACUAGGCCCUGCCUCCGUGCCCACCUGAGGCCCCUGGCCCUGGGGACGGCCAGGGACCUGCGGACAGUGCUGGGGAGUGCUGCCUAUACCUGCUUCUCGAUCUUCAUGAGACUGAGGGUGAGGCUGGGGGUUCCGAGGCCAGCCCAGGGAGCCCCAGGACCCAGGUGUCUUGCAACAGAAUGGGGUGCUGGAGGCAUGUUUUCCAAAGGAUUGGUGUGACCCAAAGAUGCCUCGGUGGGAACUCUGCCACCAGUUUCCCGGUGCCCCUGGGCUCCCCAGCCUGGCGCAGUGUCCUCCAAGGCCCUGGGGCCUGCCAUGGCAGAGUCGGCACUGGCCUCCACAGCCCACUGCAGAGGAGCUCUUCGUCCUUCUCCACAUGUGGCAGACUCCAGUGGGUCUCUGCAUCAGAGAUGGCUUAUUUUUCUACAGUAUUUAAAACAGAAGCAACUGUAACUGCACAAGCCAGAGAGGCCAACAAGGACCAACACUUCUUUAUCUGGUGCUUCAUUCUCAGUCAGACGUGCGCAUGCCCACCCGCAUGGUGGGAGAGUGGCCUGGCGCUCCGUCCCAAGUGUCCAGGAGUGGGGCUGGGGGAGCUCUGGUCCCUGCUCUAGGGGCAUGCAGGGAGGGCAGUGCUGUCGGAGCUGAAGCAGGGCCCCCAGGGAGCAGGGCUGCUGGGAGGAGGGUGGUUUGGGUGUGGGGGAUGGAUGGCUGUGGAAUCACCUGAGACCCUCACCUUUGCUGUCACCUGGGCCACACUUGGUAGAUCACCUGACCUAAGCCCAGGGGCUUCCAGUCCGGUUGUGUGUCCCCCUGGGGCCUCGGAGGAGUCUCUUCCCAUCCAGACCAUCCCCAGGGCCACAGGGCAUCCUUACCUCAGGAAUGGGCCCCUCGGUGAAGGGGCCCACCUGCCAGUAGCAUCCUCUGGGUCCCCACCUCAGGAAGCUGUCCCCAGCUCUGAUUUUCCCACACUAAUAUGCACACUGAAUUUUAAUGAAAUUUGUUAUACUAGCUUGCCAGUAAGACCUGGACAUGGGCAUACCUGGGACUCUUGCCCCAGAUUCCAACAAGGACUGGCCCCUCGGGGUCCUCACAGACCUGCUGCCUCUUAGGCCCAAUGACGGACACCCCAGCCUUGUCAUACUUGGCCGAGCUGGCUCUUCCCGGGCGGAGAAACCGCAGACCACUGCUCGGUGGAUGGGAUGCCCAGCCACCCUGCAUAUAAUGCCUGUAGACUUACUUGUAUAUGACUCCUUUAAUAUUGUAAAGAUGAUGAUGUACAAUUGUCGUGUUUGUGUGAACACAUGAUGUUCCUAGUUCAUGCCAUAAACGAUGCUAUAAAGCAAAAGA
Myotis myotis is the source of this 2476-nucleotide messenger RNA. RefSeq names its product potassium channel tetramerization domain containing 15 (gene KCTD15). The transcript has 7 exons. The coding region runs from base 280 to 1131 and encodes 283 amino acids. NCBI's taxonomy places the organism in Eukaryota, Metazoa, Chordata, Mammalia, Chiroptera, Vespertilionidae. Gene Ontology annotation, biological process: protein homooligomerization. The record is from RefSeq and is a predicted model, not a curated record. Gene Ontology annotation, molecular function: protein binding.